AUGAACCCCUCGGCAGGCUUCUGCUGCUCGCUAGGCCCCGAGGAGCGCCAGGACUACGGGGCCUUGCCGCUGGGCCGGCGGGGCCUCCCCAGCAGCUUGGGGGAGAGGGGAGAAGGCGAGGCGGGGGCAGCUCGCGGCCCACACACUCCCAGCAGCGAGCGGGCUGUGCGCAAGAGCGUCAAGGUGGCCGGAGUGACCGCCCAGUUAGAAAUGAAGGGACUCUGGGACGAGUUCAACCACCUGGGGACGGAGAUGAUCGUCACCAAGGCCGGAAGGAGAAUGUUCCCAACUUUCCAAGUGAAGAUCUUCGGGAUGGACCCAACUGCAGAUUAUGUCCUCCUUGUGGACUUCAUCUCGGCUGACGACAAGAGAUAUCGGUAUGCGUUCCACAGUUCCUCCUGGCUGGUUACAGGGAAAGCUGACCCCAGCUCUCCGGGCCGGAUUUAUUUUCACCCGGACUCCCCCUCUAAGGGGACUCAGUGGAUGAAGCAGAUGGUGUCAUUCGAUAAGCUUAAGCUGACCAAUAACCUGCUGGAUGAUAAUGGACAUAUCAUCCUGAACUCCAUGCACCGUUACCAGCCCCGCUUCCACGUGGUGUACGUUGACCCCCGCCAGGACAGCGAGAGACGCGCGGCGGAGAACUUCAAGACCUUCCUGUUUGCCGAAACCCAGUUCACCGCAGUUACGGCUUACCAGAACCACAGGAUUACCCAGUUGAAAAUUGCCAGCAACCCAUUUGCUAAGGGUUUCCGGGACGGAGAUGCAGAUGACUGGUCACGUAGUGUGAGAGCGGGAACACUGCCGAUUCUAGGAUCGAUCACGAGAGCACGGAACUCACUGAGAAAAGCACAUAGAAACCACAGAGGAGAUGAUAAAGGCAAGCUUUUCACAUAA
Molecule: messenger RNA, 894 nt
Organism: Carcharodon carcharias (great white shark)
Lineage: Eukaryota; Metazoa; Chordata; Chondrichthyes; Lamniformes; Lamnidae
Product: T-box transcription factor TBX1-B-like
Exons: 6
Coding region: 1-894 (297 amino acids)
Biological process (GO): regulation of transcription by RNA polymerase II; cell fate specification; positive regulation of DNA-templated transcription
Cellular component (GO): nucleus
Molecular function (GO): DNA-binding transcription factor activity, RNA polymerase II-specific; RNA polymerase II cis-regulatory region sequence-specific DNA binding
Source: RefSeq, a predicted model, not a curated record